AUGAAUUAGAUGAAUUAACUUAAAACAUUAUUAGGAAAAAAUUUCACUUUACAUUUCAGAUCAAAACAAUUUUGGAUAAAUCUUUAUAUUCCUAUAUUAAGUGUUAUUUUAUCAAUAUUCGUUGCUUACAAAACAAAUUUAGGAUUAUUCUUCUUAAUAAUUUUUGUUUGCUUAAGCAAUAAUGGAAUUUUGAGACAAUCAUUAGUAUUACUUGUGAGAGAGAAAAGUGAUCAAUUUAAAUUGUUAUAAUAUUAAAUGGGAUUAAGUUCGAAUGCUUAUUAUGCAUCAUGGAUAAUAACAUUUUAUGUUAUGACCAUAGGUGUUUCUCUAAUUUAUCUGAUACCUUUUAUAGUAUUUGGAUUACAUAAAGUAGGAUAUGGAUAGUUAAAAAUUGUAAUAUUAAUUUUGGGAUAAAAUUUAUAUUGUUGUGCAAUUGCAUCCUUGGCAUUAUUUUUGAGUUCAUUCUCCAAAAAUUCAAAUAAGGUUAGUGAACUAAUUGGUCUUUUGAACGUAGUGUUAUCUUUUGUUGUGAUUUCUAAUUUUGUUCCAGAGCCCAAAUUAACUUUUAUUGGUCAAUUACCUACUUUAUUUUUACCAUAAACAGCAUACCAAAUGCUACUAUUAAGUUCAAAUUGGCUAGUGAAUAGUAAAGAAUAUUUUUUACAUCCUGGAAUAUAUAUCACUUGUUUAAUAAUUUAGAUAAUUGGUUAUACUUUAGGAUUUUUGUAUUUUGAUUAAGUUUUAAGUGGUUCCAAAAAGUUUUUUUUCUUAUGUAAUUUUUGCAAAUAAAACACAAAAACAUACACUAAUUUUGUUGAUGAAUAAAAUCAGAAUCCUAAUAAUAGAGAAUAGGAACCACAGUAAUUUUACAGACCAAUGUUAAAUAUUUAAUAUUAAGAAGUAGAUAAUCAAGGAGAACCAUUUAUAUAAGUAGAGAAUAUGUGGAAGAAGAUUGAUAAUCAAAAUAUUAUCAAAUCUCUCAAUAUGGAGAUUUAUUAGAAUGAGAUUUAUUGUUUAUUAGGUCCAAAUGGAGCAGGCAAAUCUACUUUAAUGAAUAUUUUAUCUGGUCUGUCCGAAAGAUCUAAGGGGAAAAUCAAUAUCUUAGGAUAGAGUAUAGAUAAUAAGCAGUUUAAGAAUCAGAUUGGAAUUUGUUUAUAAAAAGAUAUCAUAUACUAAGAACUUAAUGUUUACGAGCAUUUAAAAUUUUAUGGAUAAUUAAAAGGCAUUCUUGAUGAAGAAUUAUAAUAAUAAAUAAAUUAUAUCUUAGAUGUUUGCCAAUUAAAAAAUGAAUCUAACUUAAAGUCUUAAUAACUGAGUGGUGGAAAUAAGCGAAAAUUAAGUUUGGCUAUAUCUCUAAUUGGAAAUUCCAAAAUUGUGUUUUUGGAUGAACCAUCAUCAGGUAUGGAUGCAUUGACAAGGUAAUAAAUUUGGGAAGUCAUCAAAAAAAUAAGAUUGCAUCGAGCUAUUAUCAUGACAACUCAUCACAUGGAAGAAGCUGAUGAGUUAGCAACUAGAGUUGGAAUUCUAAUGAACGGGUAGCUUGUAACUCAAGGCACUCCUGACUUUAUUAAACUCAAUUUUGGAGUAGGUUAUCAUUUACAAAUGGACUUUUAGGAUCAGAAUUAAUUGUUGUAAGAAAAACCUAAAAUCUAAACUCAACUCCAAAAAAUCGAUAGUUAUACACCAGUAAUUUAAUGUGCUCCUACAUCUCUUAAAAGUGUAUUACCAGUUAAACAAAUUCAUAUGUUUCAUGAACUUCUAAUGUAUUUAGAAUAGAAUUCAUAAAGCAAAUUCUCACUUUAAUUGAAUUCACUAGAAGAUUCAUAUCUUGCAAUUGACUAUUAAUAUGGAACAUAAAAUAUUGAUUUGGAUGUUUAACAUGUCUUUUAACAAAGACCAAAGAUUGUGUUCAAAGCCUAAUUGAUAAGUUUAAUUUAAAGAAAAGUAUAAGUCCUUUUAAGUUCUACUGAUAUAUAAAUGAGAUAUGCACUACCAUUACCAUUAAUCUUUUUAGCUGUCUUGUUUGGUAUGUAGUAUUCCUUUUUGUUUGUAUUUUUUUACUUAGGAAUAAAAGCUCUCACAUCUACCUUAUAUGUAAUGAUUCAAAUUGAAGAUAAAGAUACCAAAAUUAAAUAGUAUAUGUAUUCAAGUGGGGUCAAUAUACACACUUACUGGUUGAGUAAUGUUAUAACUGAUAUAUUACCAUCCUUUAUUGAAGGCCUAUUUACAGCAAUCCUCUUAUAUAUCUAUGAUGUUGGACAUUUUCGGCAAUACUUUUUCGAAGUAUUCUUUUUAAUUACAAUAUUUGGAGUCUCAAUGAGUUGCUUUUCAAAUUGCUUGUCGAUAUUAUAUCAAAAUUAGCAAGGUGUUUACAUAAGUUCUCCUUUACUAUAAUUUUUUGUAUUCUUCCUCUUCUUUUUCAUCAUAAUGCUUUUCAUUGUUCAACCAGGUAGUCCAAUUGGGUUUAAUAUGAUUUCUAUGUUGCUGAUGAUAAUAUCACCGUUUUCAGCUUGCUAUAUGGGUUUUGCCAUGAGUCCUAUUUUAUUGAAUUUACCCAUUUUUAGUUACUUUUCCUGCAUCAUAUAUCUGAUUAUAGGAGGGAUUGUCUAUUUCUUAAUCCUCUACUCUAAUGACAAGAAUGAAUAUAAAUAAAUACAAGCGAAUAUGGAUGACACAGAUGCUUUGGUUGAUGUUUAACAAUUAACUAAAAAGCAGGGAUAAGUUGAGACUGUCCAUAAUUUGUCAUUCUAAAUUAAACCCAAAGAAAUAUUUGGAUUGUUAGGGCCAAAUGGUGCUGGAAAAUCAACAACUUUUAAUAUGAUUAGUAAAUUUGAUCGGCCAACAACAGGAAAAAUAAGAAUAAGAGAUAUUGAAACCAAUCUUGGGCUGGUUCCAUAAUUCUGCCCAUUCUAUCCUACAUUAACUAUAUAUUAACACCUCAUUAUCUAUGGGACUUUGAAAGGCUAAGAGAACUUAACCGAAGCAAUUGAAAAAUAUUUGAAGGCUCUUGACAUGUAUGAAAUUAAAGAUAGACAGGUUCAAUUCUUAAGUGGAGGAGAAAGAAGAAAGGUUUAACUAGGAAUAGCAUUGAUUGGAGGAUCAAAUAGAUUAUUCAUGGAUGAACCCACAACAGGAUUAGAUCCAAAAUCUAGAAGAAUUAUCUAAUAGAUAUUACUAUAAUCAACCAUAAACAAUGACGCUUCAGUACUUUUAACUACUCACUCUUUAUAAGAGGCUUAAAGUAUCUGUAAUAAAAUUGGAAUAAUGGUCAAUGGAUAUAUGAUAACAUAAGGAACUUUAAAUGAAUUAAGAGCUUAAUUAGGAGAGCAGGCAAGAUUCAGUGUUAAAUGUAAUAUAGGAAGAAAAGAACAGGUACAUUAAACUAUAUGGUUAUAACUCUCCCAUUAAUUCCAACUACAACCUAUAUUUGAAUACAGAGAUAACUAUCUAUCAUACUAAAUUCCAUCAGGAUAAUUCAAGUUUUCUUAACUUUUCUAAUAUCUACAAGUAGAACUAAAAUCAAAAUAAUUAUUGAUUACAGAGUUUUAGAUAUAUUAGCCAAAUUUAGAAUAAAUAUUUGCGUUCUAUGCUUCAUAGUAAAUUGUAAGGGGGAAUGAAAAUUUAUUAAUAAAUAACGGAGAAAAUGAAUUUGACUUUGGAAAUCGACUUAGAACUAUCAUGGCUUUCUUCUGUAUCAUAUGGUGA
Messenger RNA from Paramecium tetraurelia, 3705 nucleotides. RefSeq lists its product as uncharacterized. Gene Ontology annotation, cellular component: intracellular membrane-bounded organelle; membrane. Gene Ontology annotation, molecular function: ATP hydrolysis activity; ABC-type transporter activity; ATP binding. The transcript has 2 exons. Gene Ontology annotation, biological process: lipid transport; transmembrane transport. The record is from RefSeq and is a predicted model, not a curated record. NCBI's taxonomy places the organism in Eukaryota, Ciliophora, Oligohymenophorea, Peniculida, Parameciidae.